Messenger RNA from Dromiciops gliroides (monito del monte), 7611 nucleotides. It is a transcript of the gene PPM1H, whose product is annotated as protein phosphatase, Mg2+/Mn2+ dependent 1H. Lineage: Eukaryota; Metazoa; Chordata; Mammalia; Microbiotheria; Microbiotheriidae. Gene Ontology annotation, molecular function: protein serine/threonine phosphatase activity. Gene Ontology annotation, biological process: protein dephosphorylation. The record is from RefSeq and is a predicted model, not a curated record.
UUUUGUUUUGUUUUGGUUUUUAAUUUCCAUGGGCCUUUUUCUCUUCCCGGUCAGAACUGGCAGUUUAAAACACGGUUUCCCUUUGGGGAGACAGAUCCGAUGAAUGUGGUGGCAACGGAGAAGGGCAUUCUAAUUCUAGGGUGGCCUGGGAGGAAAUUUUCAGUGGUUAUUGUGUAACUAGUUGUUGUUUUUUUUAAGCAUCUGAGAAUUCCCAGGGCAUUUCCUCAUUGCAAAGCCUCCCCUCCACGCAUUCCACCGCUGACUUUGGCAGGCGUUGGGGAAUAGCCUUCCCACCCGUGCUUUCUUCUCCCCCGGUACACCUGAAGUUCUCUCGCCUCCACUCCCCGCGGCUUGGUGGGAUUUCCUAACUGGCUCCAUCCACCUGCGGCUGGCCCGUGGGCGCUGCUUCCCACACCUGUGGUCGGGGCGAGGAGAGCGGGGGAGGGCACGGGCACGGGGUCACGGACCUAGGUGUCAAGCUCAGACUCCCCUCGCUAGGGAACGGGCUUGUGCAAGCACCCCAGCGGCUGCCCAAGCCCUUCCAGCCUGAUCAUCACAUGACUCGGAAGGCGGCGGGAGCCGGAGCUCGAGCAGCAGGAGCUCCUUCGGCUCAGCCUGUGGGUUUAGUUCCGCGCACUGAGGAAGGGAGAGAAGGGGGCGGGGGGAAAGAGAACCUGCCGCCACCGCUCCGGCCCCCCUCCCCACCCCGCUCCGGCCGGUUCCCAGCCUCGCUCCAUGUAGCUCCAUUGCGGAAGUGGACCAGGAGGUGGCGGCGGCGGUGGUGGCUACGCUGGCCCCGGGAGCCUAAGGUUGGGGCCCGGCUCGUCCCCUUUCUGCUUCCAGAGCAACAAAUAGCCCCGAGCCUGUGCUUGCAGUCCCCAGCUCGGCGGCUCCCCGGCUUCCCUCCCUCCUCCUCCUCCUCCUCCUCCUCCUCCUCCUGCCUCGGCGCAGUCGUCGCCGCCGUCCCCAGGCUGCAUGCUCCUAGCCCCCCUCCCCCGCCUCCUCCUGCUCCUCCUCCUGCUGCUGCUGCUGCCGCUGCUCCUGCUGCUGCUGCUCUCCCCGCAGCCGGCCGCGGGAGCAGUAACAUGCUCACUCGCGUGAAAUCUGCGGUGGCCAAUUUCAUGGGCGGCAUCAUGGCUGGUGGCUCGGGCUUGGAGCACGGCGGAGGCUGCGCCGGCGGCGGCGGCGGGGCCGGCUCCGACCUGCCCUUGCGCUUCCCCUACGGGCGGCCAGAGUUCCUGGGGCUGUCUCAGGACGAGGUCGAGUGCAGCGCUGACCACAUCGCCCGCCCCAUCCUCAUCCUCAAGGAGACCAAGCGGCUGCCCUGGACCACGGGCUACGCAGAAGUGAUCAAUGCAGGCAAGAGCACACACAACGAAGAUCAGGCCAGUUGCGAGGUGCUGUCUGUGAAGAAGAAACCGGGAGUCAUUUCCUCAACUCCAAACAGAAACGCCUCUGCAAAGCGAAGGUCCUCUCUUCCUAACGGGGAAGGGCUGCAACUAAAGGAGAACUCUGACACGGACGGCAUUUCCUUCCACUACUGGUCCCUCUUUGACGGGCACGCCGGAUCUGGGGCAGCUGUUGUGGCAUCCCGGUUGUUACAGCAUCACAUCGUGGAACAGCUACAGGACAUCAUAGAGAUCCUGAAGAACUCUGCGGUCCUCCCCCCGACUUGCCUUGGGGAGGAGCCUGAGAACAACCCAGCCAACAGCCGGACUCUGACGAGGGCUGCCUCCCUUCGAGGAGGAGUGGGGGCCCCGGGCUCCCCGAGCACCCCACCCACACGUUUCUUUACCGAGAAAAAGAUUCCCCACGAGUGCCUUGUCAUUGGAGCCAUUGAAAGCGCAUUCAAGGAAAUGGACCUGCAGAUAGAACGAGAGAGGAGUACGUAUAAUAUAUCUGGAGGCUGCACAGCCCUUGUCGUUGUCUGCCUGUUGGGAAAGCUGUAUGUGGCCAAUGCUGGUGAUAGCAGAGCCAUCAUUGUGAGGAAUGGAGAAAUCAUCCCCAUGUCUUCAGAAUUCACACCAGAGACAGAACGCCAGCGGCUCCAAUACCUGGCUUUCAUGCAGCCUCACUUGCUGGGAAACGAGUUCACACAUUUGGAGUUUCCAAGGAGAGUACAAAGAAAAGAACUUGGAAAGAAGAUGCUCUACAGAGACUUCAAUAUGACAGGCUGGGCAUACAAAACCAUCGAGGAUGAGGACCUGAAGUUUCCCCUUAUAUAUGGAGAAGGCAAAAAGGCACGGGUGAUGGCAACUAUUGGUGUAACCAGAGGACUUGGAGACCAUGACCUGAAGGUGCAUGACUCCAACAUCUACAUCAAACCGUUCCUGUCUUCAGCUCCUGAGGUGAAAGUCUAUGACCUCACACAGUAUGAGCACGGGGCAGAUGAUGUACUGAUUCUGGCCACUGACGGACUCUGGGAUGUUCUGGUGAAUGAAGAAGUGGCCGAAGCAAUCACACAAUUUCUUCCUAACUGUGAUCCUGAUGACCCCCACAGGUAUACACUGGCAGCUCAAGACCUGGUCAUGCGAGCUCGUGGCGUGCUGAAGGACAGAGGCUGGCGCAUAUCCAACGACCGGCUGGGCUCCGGAGACGACAUCUCUGUUUAUGUCAUUCCUUUAAUACACGGGAACAGACUGUCAUGAGCCUCCGGAGCGGCCCAGGGGACUGGGAGGGUUGUUGGAAGAGAGGCGGUGUCUCUGGGAGGAAGGGAAAUGCAGAUGCCAGUACCGAGGGGUGUCCUCCAGUCCAGUCCAUGCCCCGUGGGUGAGGAGUCUGCUGUUCCCCCAGGCGGGGCUCUACAAGUGCCUCUGCCUCCCAGUGCUUCAGGUAUCCCUUGGCACACGGCAGGAGCGGAAAUGCAAAGACUUCUCCCCUGCGCCGGGUUCCUCUCGCUUCCUUUUCUAGAUCACCUGAGUUGAGGCCUACCCAUUUGGGGCCACAGGAGUAUUUCUUUUGUUCCAGAGUAGUUGGAGAAAGCCAAUUCAGGGAUAACCCCGCUAAGAGGUGUUGCCAGCAAGCUUCCCUGAGAACUGAGGAAGAUGCACACUGGAAAAUCACUGAGAGUGAAUGCUGGAUUGGACAGCCCAAGUCGUCCUUCCUCCAGUCAGCCUGGUGCUUGUUACAGGGAAAGCUUAGAAGACUUGGGUGGGGGGUUUUUUAUGGGUAUGAUAUUCGAAGGGGGUGGGGAGGAGGUGGUUUAUUUUUUUUGCAUUCCUUAAAUUCCCAUCUUCCUGGUCCACAGAGUGGGGCUGGGGCCCAGGGCAGUCCCUUCAGCUUCUCACCCACAACAGCCCUGUGGGACAGGGCCCUGGAUGACAGAACGCUGUUGUUGUAUAACAGUGAGCGUCCUCCUGGGGUGCGUUCUCUUUCCAGAUUGAUUUGUUUUCACCCAAACCUGUAUAGUCCCUCGGACCUUUCUGGUCCCCUCAUUGGUCUUUCCUGUUGGGGGCCCAAAGUGUCUCUCUGGGAGUGGGGAUUUCCAUUCACUGAAUGGCUGCCUCCCUCUCUCCUCCUAUCACCCAUCCUGUUUAAAGGAUCACUGUGUAUAUGGAGACCUAUUUGAAGCAGUGUUUAGGAGACCCGAGUGUCUGGGGAGUUUCUUGCAUCGGCCUUUUAGCUGUACCUCCUUUGAGGAGUACUACAGUAUCCAAGGUGUCAUGUCCCUUCUCUACUCCAUACCUAAAAGCAAACCAGGAUACCUGGACAGUGACCAGGAGGCAACCAUCUCUGACUCCCCUUGGUAUCCAUUAGCAUUUCCAAUCUGGUCUCUCUUACACCCCUAGAGCCCCGACUGCUUCACCCUUCCUCCCAGCCAUCUCUCGUCUUGAGAUAUGAUUUCACAGUUCUUGCUCAUACGCCAAAGCGCCCCACUUCUGUAACCCUAAUCCAACCCUGCCAACUUUUUUUUUUUAAGGGGGAUGGGAUUCAAAAUGAAGUAAAUAUUCUUUCUGAUUACUGUGCAGAAAUGACAGUGCUUUGCUUUGUGGGACCUGGGAUGAGGCAGGGAGUGGGGUCCACCAGCUACGUCUCCUCCACGAACCUUGGAUACUUGGGGUGUCUUCACCAAGCUAACCACUUUCCAUAAUGAAAACCAUUUCUGUAGGCCAGUGAAAGAGAAGAAGGCAGUCGGUGUGAUUCUAAAAAAUGCCAGCUAGCCAGUUCCACGUUUCACACAUAUUUGAAUUCCUUCCCCAGAGGAGAAGAGGGCUGGCAUUUCCACGGGGCUGCCACGUCUUUGGCGUUCCUGGAGGCAUUAAGAUUUUCUUAGGAUUGGCUUAGAGCCUUCCUACUCGGGAAUUAUUCCAUGAUAUGUAGACUAGUCACUCGCCAAGCAGCGGUUCAGUACUAAGGAGCUCACCAGGUAUUUACCCCCAACCACUGGCUGCAAGGAUCCUCUGUAACACUUUGUCCAUCUAGGUCUGCCCACACGAGGUAGGCCCCCUCCCACUUCCUUCCUCUGCUGAUCAAAUCCACCCUUGUGUCUGAUGCUACGCUGCGGAGCUCAGUGGCUGGAGGCGGACGUGGCACUUCUGUGGUUCCCGUGUUGACUGCGUGUGAUGCCACAGACAAGGAAAUGCAGAUAUGGCCUGAGUGAGGGGAGCCAAAGACACCUUGGCCUCCUCCCUUUCAGGCACAUACAAACAGGACGAAUGGUGUCGCAGAGGACUGUCUGUUGGGGCCUUGGACCUUUUUCUCAUGGAAGCAGGCCUCAGGCUCUGUGAUGCUAAGUAGCUUGUCCCCUAACCCCCUCUACCAAUAUACAGGCACCCAGGCAGGCAGGCACACUCUUGCACAUGCCCUUUGUUCUCCUUUUCCCCUUGGGGGCCCAUGCCUUCCUCUGUUGUGGGUGUCUUCGGUCCUACUAUGUAAUGGCAGCCAGACUUCUUGACUUAGCCCCCAGUUUGCCACCUGUUCCAAGCUGAGAAGCAGCAGUAGCAGCCUGGCUCGUAGCAUGGCUACUAGGCCUCAGACUGUCUCUCCCCUGGACAGCCACGUUGGCUAGCCCUGAAGCCCCACCCUUGGAGAACUCCACCAGUUGUCAUUUCAGGACAGCAUCCAGAAAUCCCACUCACAAGCCAUAGGGAAAACAAGUCCCAUUGAGUGAAGAGAUUUAUUUCUCAAACAGCACAAGCCCAACUCUGUCCCUAAUGUGGCAUCUUCAGAUCUGAAAAGCAGGGCUGCUGCAUGGAGGAAGGAGAAAAGGCCUUCAAUGCCGGGUCCUGGUGCUGUGAAGGGGGAAUAAAUCAGAAGUGACAAAAAUGAUUUCCUAGGGGCAGCUAGGUGGUGCAGUAGAUAGAGCACCAGCCCUGGAUUCAGGAGUGCCUGAGUUCAAAUGUGGCCUCAGACACUUAACACUUACUAGCUGUGUGACCCUGGGCAAGUCACUUAACCCCAGUUGCCUCACUAAAAAAUGACUUGCUAGAGCCCCACAUCAAGAUCGCUUGUGAAUUGAGCCCGCUGCAUAUUUGCCUUUCUCACCAGAUGGGAGGGAACAGAACCCUUCAUCCUUGGGCAGUGACCCCGCCUAGAUAAUGUGUUGGCUGUCAGAGGACUUCCCAGUAAGCCCAAAAGGCGAUGCGCUCCAAAUUCUAUUUAUUUCUAUGCCACCAAGUCUAGUGUAUCUGACUUAGAGCCAAAUCUACUUGUAGCUGUCCCAAAGGAAGUCUUGCUUUUCAUUUCCCAGUUAUGUUAUUCUAGUUAUCCUGGGUAUUGGAGUGUUUUUUGUCUUGUGGUAUUUUUGUGUUGUUGUUGUUUUUUAAGUGAAUCCCUUCCACCACCACCCUCCCGCCCAAGUUACCCACUUAUCUUAUUAAGAUGGCUCUUUCCAUUUCCCAGCUGGGCUUCUCCAACCCCUACAAGCCCUCGAUUUUGUCAACACUGUUUUCAUUAAAGGAAGGGAAAACUGCUAACAAACCCAGACUUCCAUCCUGAUUCAGGCUCUAGACUGAACCAUUCCCCACACAAACCCCUUCCAGCACCCUUGGCCCUGGGAUAUUAGAUCAGCCUGGCUUUGUCCCCUGAUCGCGGCCGGGGUGAAUCCUAACCAAAGGCUCAUGAGUGACAAAGGAGGAAGGAGUACGUGGAACUGGGCCUGGGAGGGGGGAAGGUGGGUACCCAGCUGUGGUUGGCCUCAGAGCUGCCUUCUUGAUAAUAGGGAAGUGGGCUCAAAGCUUUCUCCACUAAGUUCUGCUCUGGUCCCCAGCAUACUGGGGGGGAGGGGCGGAUGGGGCAGGGGAGAAGUUUUAACAGUCCCUUUGCUUCUGUGCCACCCUUCAUCUCGGGCAGAGCUUUAGCCGCGGUGGUGGAGAGGGAUGGCUUCCAAUCCUGGGACCCUCUGAGAAGAUAAUCUGCUAUUCCAAUUUCUCUCAGUUUCACUCAGGUCUGUGCCCCAACCUCCCCCCUUCAUGAAGUCAGGCUAUUAUUUAUUAAUCAGGGAGAGGAGAUUUUAUAUGACCAGGUAUAUAGCCUUCCCUUCAAGGGCCCAAGCAGCUCUACACUCUUUCCCCCAGUGAAUAAUAAAGCCUUAAUGGGAUUUUUUUUUUUUUUAAUAAGCAGCCCCUCAUAGGACAGUCAGGGAGAGAGAGAGAGAGAGAGAGAGAAAACAGCAGGGUUUUCACAAACAAAGAGAUGUCAGGCUCACCCCUCUACAAGCUUUUUAAAAAUAGAAAAGGCCUCCGGCCACUGGACAGAGUUCUACACUGGAAAACUCCAAGUACCAAAGACCAGAGGGUGUGCGAAGCCAAACGGCUCCCCCUGGCCUUCCCUGACGUCUUGGAAUCAGAGCAGGUCUUGGCCGAGCCGGGCUGGUGAUGUGGCACAUGGAUAAAGCAGUGAGAUAUCUGAGGACCACACGGUGUAGGCAGCCGAACCAAAAUGAAGGCUCAGUCCAGAUUGGAAUGCCAACUUGAACGGGCUUGACCGUCUCACCCCACCAUGUACUCUUGUGUAAAUAGCUUUACUUUUUUUUCCCUUUGUCUUAGAUGAAGAUGUGUUUGUGUAGCUACCACAUAGACAGUGACCAAACGAGACUGUAUGUGUGCUGCCAAUUUCUACCUACGAUAUACUUGGAGGAGGGAGGAGCCCACGAGGCCUCCAAUCCUUUUAAUCCUUCCAUGAGUCCAUUAUGUUUGUUGAUGUCUGUUGGGGGAUUUUUUUGGUUGUUGUUGCUGUUGUUGUGGUUGUUGUUGUUUCUAUUUCUUAGGGAUUUUUUGAGGGUUACUCUUUCCUACUCUUGUUUCACUUCCAUUUUCUUUGUUCCUGCUGGUUGUUAAGGCAGACCUAUAACAGAAACCACACUUUCAAGACUGUGUGAUCAUUUGCUUUUUUUUUUUUUUUUUCCCAUAAGGACCCUUCUGUAACGAAGAGGGUGGAAAAUCUGUCAGGAAAUGGAUUUCAGAACAAUACACAUUUCUGCUUUUUUCGACUGUGUUGACUUUUGUAAGGCACCCCCCAACCCAAACAAAAACUGUUUUAGUACAAAGGAUUUAUUGUAUGUGUUCUGAAAACUUAAGUGCAAUGUCUCGAGGGAGAAGCUAAGGAGAAAUGUAUAUGCUCGUUGACAUUUUAAAAUAAAAAGAUUAUAUAUAUGUACAUAGGACACCUUCA